CACUCUGUUUUGCAGAAAAGAUUCUGUGGAUUAAUACAGAAGCACCAGCAACACCAGAGGGGUGGAGACUCCUUUCUCUCCCGAUUCUACAGUCUGGCUCUAAGCCCAGUAAAACAGCUCCCGAGCACUGCUUCAGCUGGGUCCAGUCUUGACAAAGGCAGGAAGCCAGCUAGGGUGGGGGCGAUAGGGUCAGCGGGUAUGUCCCACUGUUGGAGGUCACUGGUAUUCUGUUUGUUUUUGUUUUGUUUCGUUUUGUUUUUUGAGACAGGGUCUCGUUCUGUCGCUUAGCUGGAGUGCGGUGGCGUGAUCAUGGCACUGCUAUUCUUGAAGCACUCCACCCACCUGGGCUACUUUUUCUUUAGUGCAGAGGUGCACUGUCUUCUUUUAGGUGGGAUCGCGUAAGCAUGAGCUGGUAGAGCACGGAGAGGCAGGCAGCCAGGUUACGAAGACUAAGCCAAUUAUUCACUGAAGUCAUCCUCCUCCCCCCCACCAUUCGAUUUGAUCUACCUCUAAGCCAGGCUGUGAAGAAAAGGAAGGCACUUUAGAAGACCUCAGCAGUGUGGUUCUGUGUCUACUUCCAUGACCUGUACCUGAGUAUCUUAGCCAGCCAGCCUUAGGAACACCACCAAGGUUACUUUGAAAUCUAUGUAUAUAGCUAGUUACAGACGGGAGCUAUGUGUUUCUUCAUUAUUUUGCAGCUCCUCGUUGUUCCUGUGAUUCCUGAACACCUUUUUGGAAAUAUGGGUCUCUGUGAGUUUUGAGCACACUACUAUCACUUUGGAUAGUCACUCCAUUUAUAUUUUUAUAAACUUCCAUUAGAGAAUCAUUAAGGCUGUUUAAUAUCUGCUCUGGAUAUUACGCAUUGGCUUUUUGUUGCCUAGUGCUACAAACCUUCCUGUGGGACUCAGUGUCUUCAGGCAAUGAUUGUGUAUCCUGUUACAGAUGGUUGUGAUACAAGAAGAACCACUCUUCUUUGAAAAUAAACUCUUGGAAGCUUUUGCCAGCUAUUUGGGGGGUAGGAGGAAUAUUAGCAACUGUAUUGGUUGUCUACAGAUACAGAAUUGCCUGUUGUGAGGGAACUGAUUGUUUUGUUGGGAAAAGAAAUUUACCAGGAGAAAGAGUUUUGUGCUGUAUUGUGAGAGAUCUCGCCUCUCAGUUAAAUGAGCCCUGGGUUAAAGUCAGUGUGAAGGGCAGCUGUGUGCGGGCACGAGCCAGAGUGUCUGCCUCAGACUAGAUUUGACUUGAGUUCUUUAUGACCCAGGACUCUGGAUAAUGUGAAUUUGCUUUCCUAUUUAACUAGAAGAUACAUGUACUAUAGAUCAUUGUCUCAUUUUAGUGAUUGUUCCUUAAACUAGUGAAACUAGUGGAUUUCUCUUCUUCCUCUUUAUUUUCUGCAUGUUAAAUGUGAACCUUAGUGUAUUUGUAUUUUGUAGAAAAUAAUGAAAAAUUUUAAUGGAGAAUGAUUUAAAAACAUUUACAAUACAUUAUUUUUGCAUCUGU
Homo sapiens (human) is the source of this 1500-nucleotide messenger RNA. RefSeq names its product chromosome 3 open reading frame 52 (gene C3orf52). Lineage: Eukaryota; Metazoa; Chordata; Mammalia; Primates; Hominidae. The record is from RefSeq and is marked validated. Gene Ontology annotation, cellular component: plasma membrane; endoplasmic reticulum.